Molecule: messenger RNA, 3771 nt
Organism: Dermatophagoides farinae (American house dust mite)
Lineage: Eukaryota; Metazoa; Arthropoda; Arachnida; Sarcoptiformes; Pyroglyphidae
Gene: tna
Product: Zinc finger MIZ domain-containing protein tonalli
Biological process (GO): protein sumoylation; regulation of transcription by RNA polymerase II
Cellular component (GO): chromatin
Molecular function (GO): SUMO ligase activity; zinc ion binding
Source: RefSeq, a predicted model, not a curated record
CAAUCACAACAACAACAACAACAACAACAACAGCAGCAGCAGCAGCACAACAAAAUCUUCAACAACAACAAGAACCAUAUAAUAUUCGUUAUAAUAAUGGACAAACACCUCCAAUGAAUAAUGGUGUUAUAGGUGGUGGUGGUGGUGGUGGAGAUUUUCAUAGUGCCAAUAAUAAUAAUUCCAUGUUGAUGCAAUCACAUCAUCAUCCUCAUCAUCAUCAUCAUCAUCAACAGCAUCAUGAUGGUUCAUCCAUUAGACAUGAUUCAACAAUGUAUGGUGGACAUCAGCAUAUGAAUAAUUCUUAUCCAAAUCAACAAUCGUAUCAAACACCUCAACAACAACGGAUGCAACCAACAAAUUGUUUAAAUGGAUCUCUUAAUAAUAAUCAAUGUACCUCGCAAUCAUCAUCUACGAUGGCCAUGACAGCCGGACAUCAAGCAUGUGGUCCAGCUACAAUGUCUGGUCAUCAUCAUACUCACCAUAAUGGCGGUAAUGGUGGUGGUUCACAUCAUGGAAACGGAAUGAUGAUGUCCGCUGGAACACAUCAAGAUCCCACAAUGAUGACAACAUCGGCUGCUAUGAAAUCCAAUAAUUAUAACAACAGUCGUGCAUCAACAAUGCGUAAUGUUACACCAUCAACAAAUCAAGCCGCUUAUUCAAGAACGGCCAAUCCAACACAACAGCAUUAUUCUUCAUCACAAACGCCCAAAAGAUCUUCCUCAUCAUCAUCAUCGGCUGCAAUGUCACAACCAUAUUCAAUGAUGAAUCAAAAUAAUGUUUAUCAUAACAAUAAUUAUGGUAUGCAACCACAACAACAAAAUCAACCUCAUUUCAAUAACUCACAGUAUCCUGUUAAUCAGAACAUGUCAUACAACCCGAAAACAUCAUCAAUGCCAUUACAACAACAACAACAACAGACACAAUCGCAGCAACAACCACAAAUGUUUAACAAUUCGAUGAUGCCUGUUGCAACAAUGAAUAAUGGAAACACUAAUAGUAAUGGAUAUAACCAUCAUCAUACUCAUCAUCAACAUCAUGGACAAUCGACGAAUACAGCAGCCACAACAGCAGCAACGACCAAAUCCACACUUCAUCAUCAUCAUCAACAACAGAUGCGUAAUCAACAAGGUCAAUUCAUGUCAAGCAAUCAAUAUUAUUCAUCGUCAUCAUCGGCAACGCCAACGGUGGCGGCGGCUACAUCAGCCACCUCAAAUACAGCGGCAGCAGCCGCCCAUCACCAACAAUCACAGCAAAUGGCCCAAAAUCAUUCACACCAUUCUUCCCAUCAUCAUCCUCAUCAUCACCAACAACAUCAUUCGCAUUCACAACAGGCACAAAUGCAUUCAACACAUCAUCAGCAUUCACUUCAUCAAAACAAUAAUCAAAUGACUGGCAAUAUGACUCCAAAUAAUCAGAUCUCAAAUCAUCAUCACCAUCCUCAUCAAUAUGAUAUCAACAAUUCUGGUAGCUAUGGUACGGGUGGUGUUGGUAGCCAACCUUAUGGCCAACAACAUCACAAUAGCUCUUAUUCUCAACAACAACAUUGGUCAAUGUCUGGUUCCGGUGGCUCAAACAAUCAGGGUCAACAAUGUAAUGGUGGUGCUGUUGGUAACAAUAUCAAUUCGUAUCAACAUUCACCGAUUCCUGGCAAUCCUACACCACCAUUAACACCGGCAUCGAACAUUCCACCAUAUCUAUCACCAAAUGGUGCCGAUAAUAAAUCAUCAAAUCUAACUAUUAACGAUGUUAAACCAAGACUUUCAUCAAAUCAACGUGAUGAUGAAAUUCGUCUAACUUUUCCGGUACAUGAUGGUAUUAUUUUACCACCAUUCCGUUUGGAACAUAAUCUUGCCGUCAGUAAUCAUGUAUUCCAUUUGAAACCAAAUGUAUAUGAAACAUUGAUGUGGCGCCACGAUCUAGAAUUACAAUUAAAAUGUUUCCAUCAUCAAGAUCAACAUAUGAAUACAAAUUGGCCAGCAUCGGUUCAAGUAUCGGUCAAUGCCACUCCAUUAGUGAUUGAACGUAGCGAUACGAAAACGUUCCAUAAGCCAUUAUAUUUGAAAGAUAUUUGCCAAUCUGGACGUAAUAUGAUUCAAAUCACUGUGACAGCAUGUUGUUGUUCACAUCUAUUUAGCUUACAAUUGGUACAUCGGCCAACAUUACGUUCUGUGUUACAAGGUUUACUACGAAAACGUUUGCUUCCAGCUGAUCAUUGCGUGACAAAAAUUAAACGCAAUUUCUCCAACAAUGGAUCAUUGACGCCAUCACAACAAUAUGAUGAUAGUAUAGAGCCGACUGCCAUUAAAGUUCCACUUAAAUGUCCGGUUACAUUCAAAAGGAUCUUAUUACCAUCACGUGGUCCAGAUUGUAAACAUAUUCAGUGUUUUGAUCUUGAAUCCUAUCUACAAAUGAAUGCCGAUAAAAACACCUGGAAAUGUCCGAUUUGUAAUAAACCGGCUUUUCUUGAAGGUCUUGAAGUUGAUCAAUAUAUUUGGGGUAUAUUGACAUCGACCGGUUUGGAUGUUGAAGAAGUAACCAUUGAUUCAAAUGCCUAUUGGAAACCAAUCAAUAAAUAUGAUUCAGGAAACUACAACACAUCAAAACGAUUCAAGGCUAAUUCACCGAAUAGUAUGCAAUUGCCAACAUCAAGUUCUUGGGAACUUGGUCAAGGCCUAUCACCAUACCAAUCAUCGAUGCCCACACCUGACAUGCAAUCUAUUUUAAAUGGAUCCAAUACUACUACUAGCAACAAUAAUGGUAUCCAAUCAAAUAACGGCAAUAUCAACAACAACAAUAACAACUCAUCAUCAUCAUUGAUACAAUCAUCAUCAUCAUCAAUGUCGAGCUUUGAAUUUCAUUCAUCUGCAUCUGAAUUUGCACCAUUGAUGCAUGAUUCAUCUAAUGAUAUGGGAAUGGCUACUAUCAAUCCAUUAACAGCUAUAGAAAAAUCCAUUAGCCAUGUUGAACAGAAUAUGGGUCCACCUGUAUUCGGAUCAUUAGGUUCAGCAAAUACAACAUCCGAUAAUACCACCAAUAAUAAUAAUGGAAUACCUACCAGGCCAAGCAGUACCAAUUUGAAUAAUAAUAAUGCAAACAAUGCUAAUAAUAAUCCAAGCUUAUUGAAUACACCUCCAUCAACAUCAUCAUCAGCAUCAUCGGUUGCCAGUAAUAAUGGUGGUAGUUCGAUCAUGAAUCCCGGUAGCCAUGGUCCACAUACACCUGCAACACCAUCUUCCUCAGCAGCUGUUUGCAGCAGCAGUAGUAAUAAUAAUAAUCAUGGUGGACCAAAUACACCACACACUCCACAUACACCACACACACCUCAUACGCCCGGUAGUUCAAUGAAUAAUAAUCAAACAUCAGCACCUAGAACGCCACAAGGUAGUGAACAAUCAUCAUUAUCAUCAACGAAUAGUCAAAAUGGUGGUAGUAGUAAAAAUGGAAACAGUAAUAGUAAUCCUGGUUCCGCAUUGAAUGAUCUCCAUUUUGAUCCAGCUGCCGUUAUUGAUGGCGAAGGUCAAGGACAAGAAACACUUAAUCUUCUUCCGGACAACAUGGUCGAUAUGGAAUUAUUGUCCUAUCUAGAGCCAUCAGAUUCAGGCCUAGGUACGGGUAAUUCAUCAAGUGUUGAUCUAAGUGGAUCAUUAACAUCAGUCGACGAUAGUGUCGUUGCUGAAGAAAUACUCUCAUUAUUUGACAAUUGAUUGAUACAUACAUACAUACAUAACAUAACAUGAAACCAAAAACAAAAACAAAAACCAGUGACCAAAU